Molecule: messenger RNA, 1323 nt
Organism: Coffea eugenioides
Lineage: Eukaryota; Viridiplantae; Streptophyta; Magnoliopsida; Gentianales; Rubiaceae
Product: protein FAR-RED IMPAIRED RESPONSE 1-like
Exons: 5
Coding region: 1-1323 (440 amino acids)
Biological process (GO): regulation of DNA-templated transcription
Source: RefSeq, a predicted model, not a curated record
AUGAUGCAAGGUGACACAGGAGGAGUCUUAGAGUACUUACAAGGGAUGCAAUUAGAGGAUCCAAAUUUCUUUUACGCCAUUCAAGUAGAUGAAGAUGACUUGAUAACUAGUAUAUUUUGGACUGAUGCAAAGAUUAGAACGGAUUUUGCUCAUUUUGGUGAUGUGGUUUGUUUUGAUACAACUUAUAGAAAGCACAAAGAUGGGAGGCCAAUUGCAUUAUUCAUUGGUGUAAAUCAUCAUAAACAAACUACUAUUUUUGGGGCUUCUUUGAUAUAUGAUGAGACAAUUGGAACAUUUGAAUGGCUAUUUGACACAUUUGCUAAGGCUAUGAUGGGAAAAAUACCAAGAACUAUUCUUACAGACCAGGACGGAAGAAUGGCAACGGCUUUGGCUUCUCAAUGGCCAACAACGUAUCACCGCUUAUGUAUAUGGCAUAUCUAUCAAAAUGCAGCAACGCAUCUAGCUGAUGUCUUUAAAGAUUUUCAAAAUUUUGCGACAGAUUUUAGUUACUGCAUAUAUGACUAUGAAAAUGAGAAUGAUUUUUUUGAGGGAUGGAGUGAAAUGCUAAAAAAGUAUGGUCUAGAAGACAACAAGUGGUUGAAGAAAAUGUUUGAUAUAAAAGAGAAAUGGGCUUUAGUGUAUGGGAGAGAAACCUUCUGUGCUGAUAUGACCACGACCCAACGAAAUGAUCGUCGCUAUGAUGAAUCCGUAGCAGAUUUUAAAGGCAAUCAAAGUACACCGGCAAUGACAUUUCCUUGUAAGAUUUUACAGCAUGCAGCAAGUAUAUAUACACAUGAAGUGUAUGAAAAAUUUAAGGAGGAGCUAUGCAAAGGGAUUGAUUGUAAAUGGGAAGUUGAUGGUGAAUUAGGAAAUCAACUGAUUUACAGAGUUACCACCAUAUCUUAUCAAAUUGCUAAAGAUGGAUUUUGGAAAAUGUCAGAACAAAUAGAUGCAUGUUGUCAAGGGAAAAAGAAAAUGAAAGAAGUGCGUAUUGAAGAAAAUUGUAGUGCGUAUCAAGAUGUUGACACUAAUCCAUCUGAAAUUGCUUAUAAUAAAAUAAAAGGCAUCAAGGUGAAAGAAAAAGUCACCUACAAGUCGAGCAAGAGACCAAGAAGUGCACUAGAAAUGGCUACUAAGAAACGCAAGUACAAGGUGAAAGAGAAGUUUUCAUCGAAAAGAUUACAGGAAUUUGGAAAUAAUGUUGUUUAUUCAAGUAUGGAUUCUGCUACAAUUCAAGGUUUUGUUCGAGAAUUACCACCACAGCAGACACAAGAACUGGGAAAGAAUGAUGAUAGUGAUCAACAAGUUGCUAAAGAUGAAUGA